Myotis brandtii (Brandt's bat) is the source of this 1901-nucleotide messenger RNA. It is a transcript of the gene TRMT11, whose product is annotated as tRNA methyltransferase 11 homolog. Gene Ontology annotation, molecular function: nucleic acid binding. Gene Ontology annotation, cellular component: cytoplasm. The transcript is spliced from 14 exons. NCBI's taxonomy places the organism in Eukaryota, Metazoa, Chordata, Mammalia, Chiroptera, Vespertilionidae. Gene Ontology annotation, biological process: methylation. The coding region runs from base 228 to 1475 and encodes 415 amino acids. The record is from RefSeq and is a predicted model, not a curated record.
UAGAACCUGGAGAUGUAAUUUGUGAGGUAUUGAAUUUUAAAUGCUUUAGGAAAUAAAGUCUUUGCUUUCACUUUUUGGAGGUCAGUUCACUAAUAAUCAGGAAACUUAUGGAAAGUCUCCUUUUUGGAUACUUACUAUUCCCUCUGAAGAUAUUGCCAGAAACUUAAUGAAACGGACAGUGUGUGCCAAAUGGUUUUUAGUUGGAUGAGCAGAUUGUUGAAUGUAAGAUGACAAAAAGUGAGGACCGCCAUGAAAUAAGUUUUUCUGUUUUAGUUUUUAGAGGAGUUCUGAUUAUCGUAAUUUGGUCCAUAUUUGAGCUAUGGGGUCAUGGGAAAUCUCCAGAAGAGCUGUAUAGUUCUCUCAGAAACUACCCUGUGGAGAAGAUGGUUCCAUUUCUACAUUCAGAUUCUACAUAUAAAAUAAAGAUUCACACAUUCAAUAAAACAUUGACACAAGAAGAAAAAGUCAAACGAAUAGAUGCUCUUGAGUUUCUGCCAUUUGAAGGAAAAGUAAAUUUAAAGAAGCCACAGCAUAUAUUCUCUGUUUUGGAGGAUUAUGGUUUGGACCCCAACUGCAUUCCUGAGAAUCCACAUAAUAUUUAUUUUGGUAGAUGGAUUGCAGAUGGACAGAGGGAGCUUAUAGAGUCAUACAGUGUCAAAAAGAGACACUACAUUGGAAAUACAAGCAUGGAUGCUGGUUUAUCAUUCAUCAUGGCCAACCAUGGAAAAAUAAAGAAAAAUGAUAUUGUCUUUGAUCCAUUUGUUGGAACAGGUGGCCUUCUGAUAGCAUCUGCUCAUUUUGGAGCAUAUGUAUACGGGACAGACAUAGACUAUAACACAAUUCAUGGCUUGGGAAAGGCUAGUAGGAAAAACCAGAAAUGGAGAGGACCAGAUGAAAACAUUAGGGCAAAUCUCCGUCAGUAUGGGUUAGAGAAGUAUUACCUUGAUGUCCUGGUUUCUGAUGCAUCCAAACCUUCCUGGAAGAAGGGCACAUAUUUUGAUGCAAUCAUCACUGAUCCUCCAUAUGGUAUCAGGGAAUCUACAAGAAGAACAGGUUCACAGAAGGAAAUCCAGAAGGGGAUAGAAAAAUGUCCAGAAAGCCAUGUUCCUGUUUCCUUGAAUUAUCAUCUGAGUGAUAUGUUUUUUGACCUGUUAAACUUUGCAGCUGAGACCCUCACAUUAGGUGGAAGACUAGUCUAUUGGUUACCAGUAUACACACCAGAAUACACUGAAGAGAUGGUACCCUGGCAUCCUUGCCUGAAACUUAUUAGCAACUGUGAGCAGAAGCUUUCUAGUCACACAGCAAGGCGCUUGAUAACAAUGGAAAAGGUGAAGAAUUUUGAGAACCAGGACCAGUAUUCACAUCUGCUAAGUGAUCAGUUUCUGCCAUACCAAGGUCAUAAUUCCUUCCGUGAGAAAUAUUUCAGUGGGAUAACAAAAAGAAUUGCCAAGGAAGAAAAAUCUAGCCAGGAGUGAACAUUUUGACAAUGAAGAAAGAAUAAGGAUUUCAUAAAAGGACAUCUGGAUGUGAACUUUCAUGUGUGAUACAGAAAACAUGCACUGCUUUAAAUAAUUUUAUAUAACCAAAAAAAUGCUACAAAGUAAAUUGAACAAUUCUUUUAAAAUUAGCCUUGUUUUAUGAACUAUUUUGUUGUAUGUGGUCUUUUGAACUUUAUUUAAUUUAUAUUUGUACUUUCAAGUAUUAUGGAAAUUAAAAACAGUUAUAUUUUUGGUAAUUAAUUUACAACGGGAACUACUAUUGUUGACUUUUUAAACAGUUAUCUUCAGACUAUAUUAUAGGCAGUUAAUAGUGGUUGAGAGUGUAUUCAUUAGAGUUAAUUGUUUUCUUUUAUUGUAAUUGAUUUACAUCGCCACUAAUAAACCUAAUUGAGGAUUUCUAAA